UGACUCUGAGGCCGUAUUCGUUCCUCCCUUUCGCAUCUGUCAAUAGGAUCCAUUGUUCUUGCGGCUUGAGAGGUUCCAGAAGGAUGAUCCAGGCUGUUCCACCCGGUGGGGUUGUUCGACAAUUCAGCCCAACAUUAUAUUGUUUCGAAUUUCGACAGAAUAACAGAAUAAUCGAUUUUUUUGAGGAAAAUUAGAUGCAAAAAAGGAAGAGAAAUAGAAAAAAAUAUCGAGAGACAAUGUGGAGGGAGAAUCAAAAAUGUCGGACGAGAGACAACGCCAUCCCACAACCCAGGAAAUCAAGGAUAGGAGAAAGCUCCCGCAAGCAAGCAAGCAAGCAGAGGGGAAAAGGCAAGCUAGCUGCGGUCGCCCUUAUUGUUUUUCUUGCUUAUCCUUUGGUUCCUCCCAGCCAAUGUGACCCUGUUUCCUAGCUAUUGUGGUACCCUAUCGUGGAGCCCGUGGAACCGCUUCCGUCCAUGACCGUGGCCCCAGUCCAAGAUAGUCGCAAAAGAGCUGUCCUGCUUAUGCCUGAACGCCGUUCUAGUCCCCUGGGGUUGGGUGUCACCCUCUUUUCCGAAUUUUUUUUAUCCUUAUUUUCUAUUCUGGAUCUUCUGAAUCACAGCCAUUGGCUGGGGCCCUGGGAAACUGGAACGAUCUAUUUAAUUUCUAAACUUACAGUAUUUUCGAAAUUCCCUGCCUGGGCCCCGGGGUCUGUGAUUCAUCUGCCAGAUUCGUCACGCCAAUCGACCUUUCCGGUGAUUUAUCAUGGUGGC
This is a messenger RNA of Aspergillus steynii IBT 23096, 770 nucleotides long. RefSeq lists its product as uncharacterized. The transcript has a single exon. The record is from RefSeq and is a predicted model, not a curated record. The coding region runs from base 237 to 428 and encodes 63 amino acids. NCBI's taxonomy places the organism in Eukaryota, Fungi, Ascomycota, Eurotiomycetes, Eurotiales, Aspergillaceae.